Mus musculus (house mouse) is the source of this 4237-nucleotide messenger RNA. Its product is annotated as predicted gene 12258. Gene Ontology annotation, biological process: regulation of DNA-templated transcription. NCBI's taxonomy places the organism in Eukaryota, Metazoa, Chordata, Mammalia, Rodentia, Muridae. The coding region runs from base 389 to 2164 and encodes 591 amino acids. Gene Ontology annotation, cellular component: nucleus. The transcript is spliced from 6 exons. The record is from RefSeq and is marked validated.
CUUGUUGCUUCCGGUUUCCGCCGAGGUCCGCCCCUGGCUAUUUGGUUCUACGCUGUAUUUCGGUGAAAGGCACCGGGAGGCUGACAUCUGGCACCGAGCUGUGGUUUGAUGGUCCUCUCAGAUCUGAAAGAGUUAAGACAAUGGAUACAUCUGAGAGGUAUCAGUCCUUCAUGGCUGUCAUGGCAAUGAUGGCAGAUGGGAGUGGCUCCGUCAGUGGAGGUGAGAGUGUGAAGAGGAGUCGCUGUUCACACCGUGGCAGACCUGGAACCUGAGAGAGAAGUGGGAACCAGGGCAGGGGUUGGUGUCAUUUGAGGAUGUGUCUGUGGACUUCACCUGGGAUGAGUGGCAGGACCUGGAUGACAGUCAGAGGAAGCUCUACAGGGACGUGAUGCUGGAGACCUACAGCAGCCUGCUGUCCUUGAAUCAGUGUGAUGCCAAACCUGAGUUGAUCCUGAAGUUGGAGAAAGAAGCUGAGCCAUGGAAGGAAGACGAUGCCCCAGACCAGAGCCUCCCAGAUAUGCAGAAUGUGGAUGACCGGAAUGAGGUCAGUCAAGACAGCCAAAAGAUACGCAGAUGCAGUCUGGUAAUUGCCAAGAGCAGCGUGUCAGCUGAGAGGGCUCCAGCAGGAAAAGCAUUGAGUAGCUCACACCGUGUUUUAGAUCUGGCCAUAAAGAACAGCACGUCUUCUGGAAUGAGCCCUGGGCCACUUAAUAUGCGGGACCGUAUGCUUCUCCCUAGGGAGCCCAGUGAGAUGCAGGCUAGAAAGGAACUUGGCCUUCCUGAUGUAACCAGGGUGUCCCCCAGACUUCCUGAGCCUCUUAGUCUGUAUCGCAGUACUGAAUGUGAAGAACAGCAUGUUCAGUACUGUGGGCCCAGUGAAGCUUUCCACGUGAAGCCAGUGUGGUUGCAAAAAGCAUUCCCUAUGAGCAAUCCCUCCAGUAAGUUGAGAGACUACAGGAAAGAGUUAGAAAAGUUAGCUCUUCCUGCCAAAGGGGAGACUCGGGCACAGGUACAAACUUUUGAAUGCAAAGUGUGUGGGAAGUUAUUCUGUAAAAAUUCCCAUCUCACACAGCAUUUAAAAAUGCACAAAGAAAAGAGAUGUUAUAAAGGUAGUAAUUGUGAGCCAAUACUCAAUAUACAACCGAAACUCCCAAAACACCAGAGCUUGCGUGCGGGAGAAGAACUUUAUACAUGUAAUGGUGAUGAGAAAUACAUUCGUCCAAAGUCAGGAAAAAGCGUUCAGCAGAAAAUCAUAGGUGACGGAAGGAUUGUGUGUGGAAAGACCGAGUGCUCAAAAUUAAAUUGUAGCGUUGAGCAGAACCCUCUCAAGCAUGAGGAGACCCACGAGUUCAGUCUAGCUGGGAAAACAGUUAGGAAGUCAGACCUCCAUCAGCUGGAGACACCUCACAGAUAUGAGAGAGUGUAUGAAUGUAGUGCAUGUGGCAAAACCUUUAGUCACACACCACAUGUCUACUCACCCUCGGGAGCUGAGAAACCCUAUGAAUGUGAAGACUGUCAGCAGUCGAAGCUCGUGGUGAGCCAGCCAGCUCCCACGCAGGAGAAACGCUAUGUGUGUAAUGUGUGUGGAAAAGCCUUUUACAAGCGAGCCCACCUACACGCACAUCAGAGGACCCACACAGGUGAGAAGCCAUAUGACUGCCAAGAGUGCGGGAAGUCUUUUAGACUGAAGUCAUUUCUUGUUGUCCAUCAGCGGAUUCACACGGGGGAGAAACCCUUUGCGUGUGAUACGUGCGGGAAGAGCUUCAAGCAGAGGACGAGUCUCUACACACACAUAAGAAUCCACACAGGCGAGAAGCCCUACGAGUGUAAAGAAUGUAGGAAGUCGUUCAUUCUCAAGUCCUACCUCACUGUGCACCAGAGAACUCACUCAGGCGAGAAGCCCUAUGAGUGUGACGUCUGUGGGAAAUCCUUUAAGCAAAAUUCCCACCUUCAUGCACACAAGAGAACUCACACAAGUGAGAAGCCCUAUGAGUGUAUCGUGUGUGGCAAAAGUUACAAGCAGAGUCCAAGCCUCUACACACAUAAGAAAAUCCACACCAGUGAGAAACCCUAUGAGUGUAAGCAAUGUAGGAAGUCAUUUAGUUUGAAAUUCCACCUCACUAGGCAUCAGAGAACUCACUCCGGUGAGAAACACUAUCAGUGAAAUGUAUGUGGAUGAGCCUUGAAGCUAGUUCAUGCCUGUGUCCCUCAGAGAACUCACCCCUCGGAGUGGGAAGAGUUGGUCUACAGCAACUCUGUACCACUAAUCCUCUGCCCACUAGGGCUUCAGUGGUGAGAAACUGUCAGUGCUAUGUAUGUGGGAAGGCCUGGCAGCUGUCAAGCGGGUUCACUCAUCUGAGAAGUCAUACAGGUGACAGACCUUUAUAAUUAAAAACUAAGAAAAUAUCUCAGCCAAAGAUAGAUCAGAGAACUCACAAACAUGAGAAACCUUAAGAACAUAUAAAUGUAAAAAAUGUCUCAACCAUAAGAUCCAACUUGUUCAUUCAAAUACAUACAGUUGGCUGUAAUAUAAAAAUAUACAGUUGGGCAUAAUGUAUGUAGAAAAGCCUUUCUCCACAUGCCAUAUCUCCUCAGUCAUUAGGCAGUUCACACCCUAAAAGGAACCCUGUGAAUUCAGCAGAAAAUCCUUCAACCAUAGGUCAUUCUUCACUGCAUACCAAAGAAGGCACAUGGGGACAUCUCUAUGAAUGUUGUUUAUGUGCAGAAAACACUCGAGACAAACCUCCGUGUCCACCUGAAAACUCAAAACUGAGAAACCCUAUGACUGUAAAUAUGGUAGAAAAUAUUUCAACCAUAAGCCAUCUGUUGCUGUAUGUGGAAGAAGUCACAUAGGUGAGUAACCAUAUCUACAUUGGUGAGUAUAAGGUAUGCAGAGAACCCUUGGAGAGGUGACAAGUCUCCACAUUAAAGAACUUGCACUGUUGAGGAACCCUAAGAGAGCAGUCUACACGGAAAUGCUUCUUUCAGUAGGCAGACCUCUCUGAAUGUCUGUCGGAAGCACAUGAAUAACGUGAGAAAUAUACCUUCACUCCUGCCAGUGUAGUCACUGUAUCUGAAAGAGUCACAUAAAUACGCCCUCAGGUUACAUUUGGAGACACUGUAAAACAGGUAAUGAUGUGAGAAAUGUUUCUAAGAAGUGCAGCACAAAUUCCUACAAGGGCCAGAAGUCCAGGAGGCAGGGAGCCGUGUGCUCACCAAGCUGUGCUGCCUUCCCUGCACUCGCAGCCUGUGUGUGCGGUCCAUUCCUGUUAGAUCUGUACUAACCUCCUAGUAGAAUACAAAUGCGUGUGCUGUAUUCAUUUCUAUCCCACUGUCCCAAAUCUUAAAACAGACUCUACCUGGCAGCCAUCCGUAGUUGGCCUGAGUGUAGAUAACCUCUAGCAUGUUUGGGAGCCGUGUAUAGAAGGGCACUGUGGCUUAGGCAUAUGUGUUGUCCAGAGCUCUGGUCCUCCUGCGUUUCUGCCAUCUUGAAAGUGUAUAAAGAGAGAUCUUGUAAUACUCAGGCCCACAGCCAUUCGUUCACUUUCAAAGGUGGUUGAGACAAAUAGAUGAUUGUCUUGUUAGAAAAUUCUCAGGAGAGAGAACCUUGUUGCCACCCAGCAUUCUCAUGAUGCUUUGUGGGGCAGAAGAAAUCUUGAUAAAACUUGCAUAAAUCCUGAGUGCGUUCCCAGCGGGAUCCUCCAUUAAACAGCAUGAAGUGCCCAUUCCGUUAAUGUGUGAAACCUAAUAAAAAAGGUUUCAAAAAUCCUUGAUCUGGGAAAGUUGUCACUAUGGAAUCUGUAUAUUAAGGUUUUGGAGAGAAAUGUUAAAUCUCAUAUUCCAGUUGUUUUUAAAAAUCUGCACACCAGGAGAGGAGUGUCGGAGAGACUGCCUAUCAGUGGGCCUCAGUCUCCAUCUGGGGACAUUUGUGAUGUAAGUAGAGUUUCAGUGGCCAAUGGCACAUAUAGGGAUACAGCUGAACAGCCUACACUAUGUUGGAUAAUAACUCAUGUAUGUAUGGCUUAUAUCAUAUCAAUCAUGUUCCAUGAUGAAACUCGGUGGAAGGGACUUGCGAUAUACAUUGAUAUUUCCCGCAUUUGGGGCCAUUCUGGCCUGUUCACGUCCUCUAGCCUCACACAGUUGUAUUAGAUACUUCCUUAGUCGUGUAGCACAUCUAAAUGUGUAUGACAGUUAUUACAGCCUCAAGUAAAUAAAGAUAACUGUUUUUCUAACAUGA